This is a messenger RNA of Helianthus annuus (common sunflower), 675 nucleotides long. Its product is annotated as protein SRC2. Gene Ontology annotation, biological process: defense response. The record is from RefSeq and is a predicted model, not a curated record. NCBI's taxonomy places the organism in Eukaryota, Viridiplantae, Streptophyta, Magnoliopsida, Asterales, Asteraceae. Bases 1 to 675 code for a protein of 224 amino acids. The transcript has a single exon.
AUGGAGUACAGAACCCUAGACCUCACUCUCAUCUCCACAACGAGUUUAACGAAGGCAGGCAAAUUGAACGUCUAUGCCGUUGCAUCCAUCUUCGACUCGCGCAAAGUGAUCAACAACGUUCAAAAGUUCAAAACCCGCAUUGAUAAAGAUAAUGGUUCCGAUCCCACGUGGAAUUUCCCCAUGAAGUUCACCGUUAAUGAAGGCGCGGGCCUUCAAAACCGCCUGACCCUUGUGGUAAAGAUCAAGGGUGUGAGAAUGUUUUUGGAUAAGAAUUUGGGAGAAGUUCGUGUGCCGAUCAAAGAGCUUCUUGAAGGCGUAAAACCCGAAGGGAAGACGAUGCAGAAUGUGAGUUAUCAGGUGAGAGGGCGGGAUGGUGAAGUGAAAGGUGUUCUAAGUUUUUCCUAUAAAUUUGGGCAGAAAACUUCUAGUAAGCGUGUUAGAUCCAGUUCCGCUCAGCGACCGCGGGCGGUGCGUGGAACGAGUGGACAUAGUAGCUCUGGUAGUGGGAUUGGAAUUGGUUUUCUUGGUGGCUUGUUGAUCAGUGAUGUUGCUAAUAGCGCUGGUUGCGGUGGUGGUGGUUGUGGUGGCGGGGAUGAUGUUUGUGGCGGCGGGGGUGGUUGUGGUGGUGGUGGUGGUUGUGGCGGCGGGGGUGGUGGCCGUGGUGGUUGCAGUUAA